AUGAAAAAUACAACUGAAAUUAUAUAUGAAAGAAUAAAUUUUAAAAUCCAUAAGAUUGGACAGAACGAAUCCAAAGUUCUAGUAAACUAUAAAAAGUGCUCAAAUCGAGACAUAAUUCAUAUUCGACAUACACACAAGCCCACAAACACAAUGCGGAUGAGCGUGUCUCGAAGAACAUAUUCAAAUAGAACAAUUUUCAACACCUUCAGAAGGAAUCUCAGUAAUGCAAAGGGGUACAUAACAAAUGUGGAAGGUAAGAAGAUUGAAAAGACGAUCCAUUACAUUGAACAGUGCAUAUCGGAAGAAAGUAUUAAAAACCCAAAUUUACUUUUCUUUAAAACACUACAUAAUCAAGAGGAUAAAUUAAAAUAUAUUCACAUGAAUUUAAUAAAAAUGUCGUAUUUAUUAAAAAAUAUGCAAGUUAGUGAGCAAAAAUGGCUAACCAUUUAUGAAAAAAUUAGUAACCUAUGCCCAUUGGAUGAAAAACAGUUGACAAAUAAAUUGAAAACGCUUACAGGUAAAUAUGAUACCACAUCGACUAAAAAUAUCUCAUAUAAUUGUGCAUUACAAAAUAGAAUUUGCAAAGAAUACAAUUUGUUAAACUUAAACGCUUGCUAUGUAUUUGUCCUUAAAAUUGUCAUAGAUCGUCUGAUAAACUACUUACCACUGUACACAAUAAGUAAUUAUUUAUUAAUAUUAAAUUUUUGUGAAAAAUUUUUUAGUUUUUUUUUCAAUUUACACAAUAGAAAAGGUCUUAAAAAAUUGAAUUUCAUUUAUAUCCAUUCGGCGAGCAAUAAUUAUGCCGACAAUGUGAAGGUUUUAAAAAAUAGUAACAAACUGAACAGGAGUGGCGAAAAAUCAAAUAUCGCUUACCAAUACAAAGAAUUGUACAAUUUGAAAUAUCAUCAAAUAGUUACUCAUAAAAUAAAUUUAAUGCUCCAAAUAUUGGAGAACAUAAAUUACGACCAAAUAGAAGCUUCACAGUUUUCCCAGUUAGCUAAUUUUUUUUAUGCCACAACGAAAGGUGGAAUAAUAUGUGAAAAGAACGUUCAGAAUUUUCUUAGCCAUUAUUUCAAAGUAGCAAAAAAAAAAAAAUUAAAGAAUGAGAUUCUGCUAUCAAGAAUAGCAUCACCACAUGACGUGUUGAUAUUAUCUCAAAUUAUUAAUAUAAUGUAUUAUUCCAAAAUUAUUCAUUCUGAGGUAGUAUUACAUUUAGUUAAUUUUUACAAAAAUAUCAACCCUUUUUCUAGUAUUAUUUGUAAAAGAAAUAUGUUUGAUAACUACUUAAAAUUAUUAACAUUAGUAGAACUAACUAGCCAAAAUUUAUACCUAUAUAAUUAUUGCAAAUAUUACGUUUUGAAUGGAAACAUGCAAGAAUCCACACAUAUGUCGCAGCUUUGUAACUUCUUUUUCGUGUCAUCCAUUGUAGGUAUAUUUAACAUAUCUCUGUUUAAAUUUUAUAUAAAUUUUUUAAAAAAAAAUAAUAAAACAAAAUUUAAAGCAUCCUUAACGCAUAAGAUCUACUACACACUAUUAGGAUGGGACAUAAUGAUAAACAGGUUUAUCAAAAAUUUAAGUAAAGAAAGAAGAGAAACUCUUGAACUUGUUAUUUUAAAGUACGAUACUAAAAAUGUACAUUACACAUAUUCAGAUAUGGUAUCUAACGAGUUUACUUAUUUAUCACACCAAAUAAAUUAUCUAACCCAUUGUUAUAAAAAUAAAAUUGUUCUCGAAAAGGAAAGAAAAAAUUACAACUUUAAUCAAUGUGCUAUACUCCAUAUUUUGAAAAAACAUUACAAGAAUGUAAUUUACGAACACAUAACAAGUCAAAAAAUUUUGGUAGAUGUGUUCAUUGAGCUCUAUAAAAAUAAUCAGUGCAAACAUGUCGCUAUUGAAUUUAAUGGAAGAACGCAUUACAACUUAGUAAUUAAAGAACAAGAACGUGCUCCUAAUGUAAUGCAUUACACCAUGAAAGAAAGCAAUAAUACCAAGUAUAAGAAAUGGAUCCUUACAAAUCUGAACUUUUAUACCAUUUCUAUACCUUAUUAUCAAUGGAAUGGAUUAUAUGAAUCCCAGAAAGAAGAACAUUUACUUCAUGCGCUAUGUCUUCUUUGA
Plasmodium gonderi is the source of this 2115-nucleotide messenger RNA. RefSeq lists its product as hypothetical. The transcript has a single exon. The record is from RefSeq and is a predicted model, not a curated record. Bases 1 to 2115 code for a protein of 704 amino acids. Lineage: Eukaryota; Apicomplexa; Aconoidasida; Haemosporida; Plasmodiidae.